UUCUAAGGUCACGCUCCAAACCGAGAGUCGGGGACUGUGCGAGAGUGGCGGCGGACAUUGAUAACGCCGCUGCUGCUGCUGAUUAUCAUCAUUUCGCUGCUUGUGUUGAUUACAAUGCUGCUGUUGGUGAUUAUGAUAAUUGUUGAUGAUGGUGGUGCUGAUUGUGAUAAUGGGGCUCUGUGCCAGCCUAUGGGUCUGUAUGCAAGGGUAUGCGCGUGUGAUUGGAUCUCUACUGAUUCGUCGUGUGGCUAAUGCUGGUGUAGAGCAACAGCUGUGAUGUUGCGUCGAGCUGGUUGAGGAUCGAGACGAUUGCGGCGUCAGGAGUAGCCGAGUGGGCGUCACCACCAUCGCUCUGACGAUGAUGAUUCCCCCUUCGUGGCUGCGUUUGAAGCUCCGCGCUUCUCCUCUGGGGUGACAUGGUCCGGAACGUCAAUGAUGUGCAUGUCGAGUUCUCGAUAUAGCUCCCGUGGAGGGGGUGGGAGUGGUAUGGAGACGACGUGCAUCUAUCCUGGCACACGCCUGGCAAUGACGACCAUGGGGUCUCAGGGCCCCCUCCAAAGCUGCGACCUGAAGAGAGCAGGAGAAGAGGGAAGCCUUCAGAUGCAGUCACAGGAUCAUCUUCUUCAUCAACAUCCUCGGGGGGAAACACAAGACGAGUUGUUAUAUUAAUAUCAGAGUGUUCAUAUUCAUAGAACAGCCACCUCAGAAUAAACAAAUAGGAUACUGAAUUUUAAUCGUGGUAACAUCAGUCAUUUUGAUCAUCAUAAAUAAAGUACAAGUUACUAUGAACAUAUAUACCAUCGUCGUCAUCAUAAUAAAACAUACGUUGUUAUAUAAAUCAGCAUAUCAUCAAUAGCGACUGCAUACAAAGUAUGAUACGUAAUCUUAAGUGAUAUCAUUAUUAUCAGCAGCAGCAGCAGCAGAAAAGAGAGUUUUAAUAUAAAGCGAGAUAUCAUCAUCGUGAGAGGUGCAAUGGAAGCGCUGUGGACGAACGCGUCGCGACUCCCCCUGGGUUCUGCACUUGGCAACGCGACCUCGGAUCUCCUCAACCCUGGAGCGUCAACCAACAGCACCGCCAUCACGACGAACAGCAGCACCAUCAACACCAUCAACAUCAUCAACAGCAACAGCAGCAGCGCCGGCGGCGAGGAGGAGGAGGGGGGCGUGGGCGAGGAGGAUUUGGACGUGAACACGGACAUGUACACGAAGCUGCUCGUCACCCUCCUCUACCUCUUCAUCUUCACCGUGGGCACCGUGGGGAACGGCGCUACGAUCUACGUGGUGGCGCGCAAGAAGACGCUGCAGCAGCAGCUGCAGAGCACGGCGCACUACCACCUCGUGAGCCUCGCCGUGUCCGACGUGCUCAUCCUCGUGGUGAGCAUGCCCGUCGAGGUCUACAGCUUCAUCUGGUUCCACCACCCGUGGACCUUCGGCUCGUCGGCCUGCAAGGCUUACUACUAUCUGCGCGACGCGUGCACCUACGCCACGGUGCUGAACAUCUGCAGCCUGAGCGCCGAGCGCUACCUCGCCGUGUGCCACCCUCUGCGCGCCAAGGCCCUCAUGUCCCGCCAGCGCGCCAAGGGCCUGCUGGGCCUCGUGUGGGUGGCCUCCUUUCUGCUGGCACUGCCCAUGCUGUUCGCCAUGGGCACGGUGGAGAAGGUGCACAGGAAGGACGGCACGGCCGAUCCGAGUGGCGUGGUGUGCACCAACGUGGCGAGCGAGCUCAACCUGAAGAUCAUCCUGCAGAUGAACGCGCUCACCGCCUUCCUGCUGCCCAUGCUGCUCGUGUGGGCUCUCAACUCGCUCAUCGCGCGCUGCCUCCUCCUCAUGCUGCGGGGCGCGGCGGCUCCCGGCGCCGGAGUAGGGGGGGCAGGAGGGGGUCUGCGUCUGCGGCAGGGGGGCGCCCCCCCCAGGGCGCCCUCGCACGGGGGGGACGGCUGCGGGGCCCCGGGCUCCCCUCGCGGCUCGAGGCCCCGCGGAGCCUCACGGGGGCCACCGGGAGCCCCGCGCGCGCGAGGUCCCCGCGGGGACACCGAGAGCCUCUCGCUGGGAGUCUCGCUGGAGCCGUCGCGAGUCCACGCGCUGCGCCACGGGGUCGCCGUGCUGAGGGCGAUCGUGGUGGCGUUCGUGGUGUGCUGGCUGCCCUACCACUCGCGCCGCCUCAUGUUCUGCUACGUGCCCAAGGACUGGUGGACUCUCCAGCUCAACAACUUCUACCACUACUUCUACAUGCUCACCAACGCGCUCUUCUACGUCAGCUCGGCCGUCAAUCCCGUGCUCUACUACCUCGUGUCCGCCUCCUUCAGGAGCGCCUUCCUCGCCACGCUGCGCUCCCUCGCGCUCUGCGGCCGCCCCUGGCGAGGUGGGGCCGCUCCUCGCUGGGGGGGGCGAGCAAGGAGGAGGAAUGGCCGAGGCCGCUGCGAGGGGCCCUCUCCCGGCUCGCUGCUGCAGGGGGACUCGGCGCGGAGGGCCGGGGGGGGCGGCUCGGCGCUGCUGCUGCGCCUGCACGGCGCGGGGCCCCCCAGGGACUCGAGUCCCAACACGGAGGAGUCCAGCAUCAGCAUCUCCACCAUCGGCUCGCUGCGUUGACCGCGCAGUCCAA
Messenger RNA from Lethenteron reissneri (Far Eastern brook lamprey), 2602 nucleotides. Its product is annotated as neurotensin receptor type 1-like. Gene Ontology annotation, molecular function: G protein-coupled neurotensin receptor activity. Gene Ontology annotation, cellular component: plasma membrane. The record is from RefSeq and is a predicted model, not a curated record. NCBI's taxonomy places the organism in Eukaryota, Metazoa, Chordata, Hyperoartia, Petromyzontiformes, Petromyzontidae. Gene Ontology annotation, biological process: neuropeptide signaling pathway.